CUGCACCGUAUGCACGAGGUGGCCCAAGUGGCCAGGUGAUCCAGGUGGAUGCGCUGUCCUCUGGGCUGAUUCCAGCUCGCAGCUUGCCAUAUCACGACGAGAUCCAGGGCACCAGGGUUUGUUUAUAAAAACUUGCCCGGCUAGCCCUCGCCGGUAUCAGCCGGUGCACACCGUACUCUUGUGCAUUUCUAUACAUCCUCAUUCCGCACACAAUCUCCUCUCUUCUCAUCCAUCCCUCCAUCACCCCCCGCCCCAGCCACGACCCCUCUCGCGACGCGUGACUACCCCCGCUGCGACCCCUUUGCGCUGCUGUGUUGCCCCGAUUUGGGUGUAUCCGGGGCCACGCCUUAACGAGAGCAUCACCUCACUCUACCGCUUUUUUCACCACCCACCAAAAAGGCUAUAUCCUGAGCCGGUAUCGAUUAACCUUGACUUGAUAAAAACCAGACACGGCCGUCACACCUCCGUCCUCGGAUUCCCACCGCAUCAUAGUCCUGGCCGUUUGGUCCGCCACUCUUGCAAUUACCCUCCUACCACCACCACCCCCCUGUGAUUCCAGCGAUCAUGGCCACCGCGACCAUGGACGACCUCGUCGCCAGCCUUUCUGGCAACAUGCAUGUCUCCCAAGAAGGCUAUGACCUCAAAGCUCUCCAAGAAUACCUCUCCCAAAACCUCCCUCUCCCCAUGGCACCUCCCAGCGGCGGCCUGGGCUACCCCCAAACAACAUCCCGCUCCACCUCCCUCACCCGCAAACCUAGUUCAUUACCUUCAUACACCUACCCCUCCCCCACACCGAACGCUUUGCCUCUGCCUUCUCCUUAUGCUCAGCCCCAAGCCCAAUGUCAGUGGCAGCUCCAAGCGCAAGGCCAAGCGCAAGAGCAGCAAGCAGGCACCUCAGCCUCAGCAUCCUACGACCCCCCCUCCCAAAUCUCCAACCUGCCCCCAGCCCAACGCCCCGCCCCUCCCCGCCGCGCAAGCUCCUUCGGUACCCUCCCACACAGCUACAUCCCCGCCUGCAGCAGCGGCCAACAGCCCAGCAGUCCUUCGACGAGUUAUGCGGCGUUUGAGAGUGAUGCUUUUGCGCCUAUUUGGAAAGCGGAGGAAUCGGCGGGGGUGGAAGAUCCGUGGGCCAAGAUUCGGGCGGGGCAGGGUCAGUUGGGGGCGUUUGGGUAUGCUCAUGCGCAAGGGGGGCAGAAGCCCACUGCCGCUCAGGACAAUCAAGCAGCAGGAGGAGGGGGGUGGCAAUGGGGUCUUCAAAUUGGUGUAUUGGACCAGCCGACCCCGCUUUCUCUCGGCCAGGAAGAUAGAACAGGAGGGGAAGAUAUGGAUAUGGAUGAAGAUUCCAUGAUGGACGCGUCGGAUGAUGAGGAUGAUGAAGAAGUGGAGGGGAUGAUGGAUGAGAGAGAUCCUUGGGGAGCCGGGCGGGGGAGGCCGGUUUGGUAG
Cryptococcus amylolentus CBS 6039 is the source of this 1443-nucleotide messenger RNA. RefSeq lists its product as hypothetical. Bases 565 to 1443 code for a protein of 292 amino acids. The transcript has 3 exons. The record is from RefSeq and is a predicted model, not a curated record. NCBI's taxonomy places the organism in Eukaryota, Fungi, Basidiomycota, Tremellomycetes, Tremellales, Cryptococcaceae.